This is a messenger RNA of Aquila chrysaetos chrysaetos, 10599 nucleotides long. It is a transcript of the gene PLEKHM3, whose product is annotated as pleckstrin homology domain containing M3. Lineage: Eukaryota; Metazoa; Chordata; Aves; Accipitriformes; Accipitridae. The coding region runs from base 1890 to 4169 and encodes 759 amino acids. The record is from RefSeq and is a predicted model, not a curated record. The transcript has 8 exons.
AAACUGCAUCACACUACUGCUUUGUCACAUCUAGUUGAAGUUACCUUUACAGCUCAAAAGAGAGAGAGAGAGAGAGAGAGAGGGAGAAUAACUGGCAGAUAGGCAGGAUGGUGGCACAAACCCGGUUUCCUUAAGAAACCAAACUGAAAGGUGCUUCUUUUAUAUAUAUUUUUUGUAUGGAUUGGUGAGCGAAGUGGUUCUCUUCAGUCACUGGUUCCUAAACACAUGCUGGCUCUAGCUUUCUCUGCUGCCUGAGCUAGAAUGAACAGUCCUGAACAUAAUGUGUAAGCUGGGGGUGUAUAGCGAGUGCCGGUUGUGGUGGUGUAUAUCACUUGCAAGAUUGCUUUCUACCCUUGCCUUUUCCAUGCUUUUUCAUUUUUGCCAUGUGAUGCCUAGGUAUUUUCCAUGGCCUGUGGGGAUCCAGAAAAGCACAUCAGCAAGUUAAAUGAUCUCUUCCAGUAGGUAUGUUCCUUGACGUUUGUCGUCCAUGAUUUUUCUCUGCUGUCAGACUGUGCUGUCACCUAGGUUAAGUCCUUGUGGCUUCUUUAAGGGAAGUAAUCUUGACUAAACUGAACGUCAGUGUCUCACAUGGCAUGACCAGCAAUCCUUGCUGUUUACCUCAGCCAUAUGAGUAAUGCGGCCACUAUAAACUCAUGAUAGUAAGAUUUUACUCAUGUUGUAAGUGCACAUUAAUUAUCGGACUGCUGCACGUUCAUGGACGAAAGCUGUAUCUGCGUUAGACGGAUGUACAGAAAAGCAUGUUUUGCAGCUGCUGCAAUCCCCGUGUCCAGCAGUUUUUGCUAACUACAGUGUACCAUGUUCCUUUGCCUUUUCUUCAAUAUGACUAGUUCUCUGGGGCCUAGAUGAGCUGUUAGUUUUCUGCUUCCCUUAACAAAUCCCUGCUUACGGUAGCUUUGGCAGUCUUUAAUAGUUUGGGCUGAUGCUUCUCUCUUCCUCUCCUAUUCACUGCCUUAGGCUGAAUGUCUUUGGAAAAUUUCAGGUGUUUCCAAGAAACAAUACAUAACGCAAUACAUUUUAUAGUAAUUUAAAAGGAGUUCAUCCUAUCCUAUUGUUUGCCUUUUUUUCCCCUUCAUGUGAAGGAAGCAAUUUCCACUGCUUUCCCUCUUGGAGGAGAUUCUGAUAGAGCUGUUUGCUGCCAUGUCAAAGUUUGCUUUCAUUUGGCACCAAAUCCAUGCAGAAGUCUGAAUUAAAUUUUUGUUGCGUGCCACUGUCAGAAAAUGCCAAAUUGUGUUUAUGGAGGAUAUGUGAUUGCAGAAUCCCAGCACUAGUGGGAAUUACUGGCACAACUCUUUCUUUGAUCUAAGGAGGUUCUUGGCGGUGUAGGAAGGGAUGAGUCUGCCACCAUUGAGGUCACCUUUCGCAUCUUUAUUGAGCAGGGCAAACAGACUAGUUUGGAAGGUACGAGUGCUGCAAUUUGUGAACUGUGUGAUACAGGGGCCUGUCAUCUUCUCACGACCUUGUGAUUCAGCAUCUUACUGGAUGUGAGGUCAGUUUGUCAUGCGGCAUCACCACACUUGGCUGCAUGACACUGGAUAGCUACAGUCUCACCGGAUCCAGAGAAACAUGCAGCCACAUGAAGCCUCCAGCAUUUAAAAAUGAACCUGUUAAAUGUACUCUCCCUCACUGUGAGCUUAUUUCAUAGAUGGACUGUAGCCCACUUGAUCAGUGAAUGUUAAGUCUCCCAUCUGAAGAGGGGUUGAUUUGGUUCCUUUCUACCACUAAGGAUUGUGGCUGGUGAAUGUAUUUGCCCCACUGCCUCUAAAUUAAUGGUGUGCCAAGGACAGAUGUGAAACAGCUCUUUCUCUGGAUAUUGAUGUGGUAUCUUCUUAACACAUUGCAACGCCUUGGGCCCACCAGCAGCACGGGAUAUGGAGGCUCUUGAAGUUGAUGACAUUAGCCCUGCCUUGGAAGUAACUGAAGACUUUUUCAAUGGUUUUGAUACUAAGCUUGAAAAGACUGUGCAGCCCUCUGAGGUAUAUGGUGUACAGGAGGUCCCUGAACUGGUUGGGCACGAGGUAUUUGAUCAGAUAACAGAGAGCAGGAAUCUGAGGAACGUUGCCUCCUUAGCGAAAAGUAGCCUCAUCUGGGAUCACUGCAAAAAUGGCCUCUUGGAAACCAAAGCUCAGACAGCAUUCCCUGCCAAAGACCACUACAUGGUGCAGAGAGGAACAGCUGCUGACAACCUCGCUUGGGCAGGGGAAGGGGAGACCGCAGCUUUUAACAUAUUCAGUAUCUGCCAGCGGAGGAGAGACAGGCCUCGCUCGGUGAAUGACAUCCUGGUGCAGAAUGAGGAAGCCUCCACAUUCAAGCCAGGACACAACAGAUCACGCUCUGAUAUCAGCCAAGUAAACUGGGGAGUGGUCUUCAUGGGCACCUCCCUGCAGCAGCCACCUGCACCUGGUGAGGACAAUAACUGUGCUCUGCUCUCUUACCUGGCAUUAACCAAGGGAGAGGACAUCCAGGGAAACACAGAACACAAGUCAAUGUUCACAAAUAUUCUGAAGAAGGGAUACUUAGAAAUUAGAAGAGACAAUGACAGCUACUGGCAAACCUGUUACGCUGAGCUCUCCCCAUACAAACUGUACCUGUAUUGCUUGGACAGCAGUGGCAACCAGACUCUUCCCACCGUGUAUCCACUCAUGCAUUUUCAAAGGGUCACUGUUACUGGUUGCAUCGAAACCAAGGUGGUGGAUGCUGUCCUGUCAGACAACUCGCAGCUACAGCUGAAGGCAGAGUCCUCAUGGGAGGCUUUGGACUGGGGACAGAAACUCUGGGAAGUGGUGCGUGCUUCUGUGCCUGCUUUCACGAGACAGCAGGAGAAACUGGAGAAUGUGCCAAAGCCUGAAAAUAACAGUGACCUUUCUCAAACCAAUGGAUUGUUAGAGAAGCCUAUGGAGCUCUUCCUAUCCAUGAAUUUGACUGAAAACACUAAAGAGUACCAAAAUAUUCUCAAAUCAGGGACUCUUUACAGGUUAACUGUCCAGAAUAACUGGAAGGCAUUUACUUUUGUCUUGAACAGGUCUUAUCUCAUGGCGUUCCAACCGGGUAGGCUUGAUGAAGAUCCUCUGCUGAGCUACAAUGUUGAUGUGUGCCUGUCGGUCCAGACAGAUACUCAGGAUGGCUGUGACUCUUGCUUUCAGGUCAUUUUUCCUCAAGAUGUCCUCCGCUUGCGUGCAGAGACCCGUCAGAGGGCCCAAGAGUGGAUGGAGGCACUGAGAGCAGCAGCCAAUGCUACUAGAAGUUUAACUCAGAACCCACAGGUCACACUUAGGAGCAAACCUGGAGAUCGGCCCUUUGGAAACGAUGUUAGAAAGAGCAAGCGCCAGUCUGUGACCACCAGUUUCCUGAGCAUCCUGACCACGCUGUCUCUAGAGAGAGGGCUCACAGUUCAGAGCUUCAAGUGUGCAGGCUGUCAGCGCUCCAUAGGCUUGUCCAAUGGGAAAGCCAAGGUGUGCAGCUACAGUGGAUGGUAUUACUGCAGCACCUGCCAUGUGGAUGACAGCUUCCUCAUCCCUGCACGGCUGGUUCAUAACUGGGACACUUCCAAAUACAAGGUAUCAAAGCAAGCCAAAGAGUUCCUGGAAUAUGUUUAUGAGGAGCCAUUGAUUGAUAUCCAGCAGGAAAAUCCCAUGUUGUACAAGCAUGUUGAACCUCUGGCAACUGUUGGUCGCCUGAGACAGCAGCUAAAAUCUCUCCGAGCCUAUUUGUUCAGCUGCAGAGCAGCAGUGGCUGAAGAUCUGCGUAGAAGGAUCUUUCCCAGGGAGUAUCUUCUCCAGCAAAUCCAUCUUUAUUCUCUCGCAGACCUUCAGCAGGUUAUUGAAGGAAAACUGGCUCCUUUCUUGGGAAAGGUAAUCAAGUUUGCCACCUCUCAUGUGUACAGCUGCAGCCUUUGUAGUCAAAAGGGUUUCAUCUGUGAGAUUUGCAACAAUGGAGAAAUCCUUUACCCCUUUGAGGACAUUUCUACAAGCAGGUGUGAAAGCUGUGGUGCUGUCUUCCACUCUGAGUGCAAAGUGAAGGCUGUACCAUGCCCCAGGUGUGUGCGUAAAGAAUUGCAGAAGAAGCAGAAAUCCUUCUGGAGGCGGCUGAAUAUGGAUGAGAACUUCGAAGAGUCUUGCAACAUGUUUGAGUUGUCAUAUCAGAACACAUGAGUUCCUUAAGGCAGUGGCCAGCCUGAAGAGAAUCCCUUUCCCAGCUGCCAGCUCAAGCAACUUCUCAGCUUAGCCAGGCAGAAAUCUUUUUGCAAAAUAAUAUCUGACUUCUUCAUCUGUGAAUAGCAGCUGCCAAAGUGGCCGUAAAGCCUUGUUGGCUUUAAAAUACCAAUGGCUAAACUGCAUUUUGCAUUGAAGUCCAGCCACUAGCUCUCAUACGAAAUGUGGUUUACUUGAAAUGCUUUAGGUCUAGCUAAUUAAGCACCCAACUUUUUCUUUUCCACCUCUGGAGAAGACUUCUUCUCAAGGCAGAAAGUAUUUGCUGUCAUGACCACAUUAAUUUUUAUGUUGUUCAUUUAGAAUUGAUGAAUCAUCUACUUAUUUAUGUGUAUUAUUUAUUUAUUAUAAGCCUUGGCAGAGGUUCUGGUGAGGUGUUUCACAGAACCCAAUAGGGCAGUAAUGAUUUUAAACCCACCUGCUCCUUCUGAUGUGGACAUGUGGUUCCAUUUUCUCAUGUCUCCAGGGAGCUAUUUUUAAAGGAUCAGUGCAUUUACAUGUCACUCCUCCCUGAGGAAAGAAAAGUAUCUCCCAUCAAACCUUAUCUGGGGUGCUUGCAAACAUAAGAUGCAGAAUGAUUCUUUCAUCUAUGUUCAUAUAUUUAUAACCACCCCAGUGAACUAUUCCAUAUGCAGAUAAGCAGGGGACUUGCUACUGUUUUUGUUCAGGCUGAAUAUAUUGGUUAAGCUCUGUCACUGAAGUCCAUUGAGUUUUACACUGGUUAUUCUUGAUCUAUGUGAGGCCACAUCCUCAUCUCCAGUAACAUGAUGUUGGUUCUGACCUCCUGCUAGUCUCACGUUUUAAGACAUUUUAAGUGUCCACAUUGGUUUUGUUUUUAUUUCAUGAAGUUUACUUCAAAUGUGUCUCUAACCUGAACCUGUGAGACUGAUAGUCGGGAAAGUGGUCUUGCACACGUUAGUUAGAAAAUACCUCCAAAAUUGUGAAACACUAGUUUGCUGUGUUCAUGUGCAACUUGCGUCCUGCGUUCUCUGCGAUCUCUAAGGGAUUUCAUACUUCUGUAGUGACUUGGGUGGUAGAGAGCGAAGUUCCUCUAGGUAUGGUUCUGCUCCACACACCUGGAACACAGGGAAGCAUUAAACACAGUGAAUUACAUACUUUGUGAAAGGGGAGUACAUGAUGGGUUUAACUGGGGAGAUGAGUGUCAUCACUGGCAGUAUGUUGAAUUCAUUGUGGCUUUACCUCCAGUGGGCACUUAGAGUUCAUCCUCCCUCCAGUCCACGUUCUUAACUCUUUCUCCAGACCCUGCAGUAAUAUGUGUAUUACAUACAUAUGAAAGCAUUCACAUAUAUAUACACACACACAUCUAUAUGCAGAAAGCAAAUAUGGUUUCAAGAGAAAAAAGCCAGUCACGUGCAUGUGUAUUUUUCCUUUCCUCUCACACAGGUUUGUGAAAAUGCAGAAUACUGAUCUUUGCUUCCUAUAUAGUCUGCAGGCUGUUGUAUUCAAGGCAGAAAGCAGUCUUGAUCAUUGAAGCACCUUGCUAAUUGCUGAAGUAUUUUAAAUAAAAAAACAGGGUACAUCAUGCUUACCUUAAAAGGUAGAAUGCUACAACGAAUUGCCUUGUACUGGAGUAUAAGCGGUUACCUUUUCCAGCCUCCAGUCAAAGACAGUAGCUGAAUCUGAGCUUUCUGAAAUUUGAGUGCAACUACUAUAUAUAUACAAGCAUGUUUAUAUCUGUAUACAUUAGACAACCAGUGCCUUUCUUUUCCAGAAGUCCUUCUCUCAGUGGAAUUCUUUGGAAGGAAGUGAGGGUUUUUCCAUGUUCUUGGCAAAGUAGUAUAGGGAUUCCCAUAUUUAAUAAACCUGGUGAAUCAUGCACCUUUGUCACUAAAAUUAAUACUUCUCCUACACAGCAAUGUCUCGGUCUCAGCUCACUGUUCCUCAUGUGAAAUGAGUUGCUUUCAGCUAUCAUCCUUAAAGAUAAAACAUUCCUUGUAAGUCCAUUCCCACAUGAAGUAUUCCCUGUGUGUUCACAAAUGCAAACAAUGGGGAAGUAUUGUGGAAUUAGUCAUGCAAACAGGAACUGCAGUGGUACUGGCUGAAUAAACAGUAUGCUCCUAUGUUUUUCAGCACGUGUCACUACAACUAGUGCUGUGGCAAAGCCAGUAGCUCUGAAACUGUCAGAAUCUGGCAGGUAUGAUUUUGAAUUAGCUCUAGACAUAAUGGUGGAUCAUUAAAGAAGAAAAGGCGGUGUUUUUCAUAUCAUCAUGCUCUGGUAUUUAAGAUACCUUACAACACUGGUUCAUGUCCAGCUUGGUUUAGAGAAGGCUGCUUGUGUGCACUGUCAAAAACCCUAUGGAGUCAAGGAAUCAAGGUUCAGACAUUGCAAACUAUUAGUUAGUUUGACAGAUGUCUUAAUCUCCAAAGUACCAGUCAUGUGGGUGGUUAGAUAUUGUAGUUGAAUUCUGGAAUAACAACAUAGACAGUGUUGGAGUUACUCUGGGUUUGUACAGGUACUACAGAACAGUUUCUUUGCUAAUGGAAAUUUACAGAAAAAGAGAGUAUGAUCUCAGCAAAACCACUGGAAUCAGUCAUGGGUCUGGAACCACUGCCAUUACUGAGGGUAAAGAGCAAAAGGGUGUUGUUAAGAUACGCUGGCAGCGCCCACAGCUUUACGUAGAAGGAUAGCGUACAAUACAGAUCAGAUUCAUUUCUUUAAAAUCCAAUGUUGUUGUAAACAAGCCAGUUCCUAAAAUGGAUACAUGUUAAUUUCUGCUUUGAAAAAGUAGUAUAGCUUCUCACGGUUCCUAUAGGAGCAGACUGUAAUGUGGAAGAUGCUUUCCUCUCAGGGAUGCCUAGCUCCUAUCCAAAAAAAGUAAUUCCAUAUGAACGGGUAGGAUAAAGUCUUCUGUCCCUGCCUUUCGUAAGCAUAAUGAAAGGCUUGAUCCUGCCCUCAGAAGGUGCCAGCACAGUAGGAACAAGCCCUAAUCAUUUUUCAGGACUGCAAGGCAAAAGAAUAAACUGAAACUACUGUUCACAUUGCUAACUCUCAAAAGACCCAACUCUAAAAGGACAGUUUUCUUGCAAGAGCCAUCUGCUAGGCAGGAGACAGCCCGGGGUUCUGUGGGUGGUUUGGGUUUCAGACAAUGCUGUACCCUUGUGUGGUUGUCUCUGCUCUACUAAUAGUGCUGCAUGCUGGUCCCCACUGCUACUCUUCCCAUUCUGCAGCCCAUAGCCUGCACGCAGCUCUGCUUUGCAGUCCUCUGGGUGGGCAUGAGCUGGAAAAAGUACCCGGGGUCUUUCCAGAUUGUACAACUCUCUCCCCCACCACACGCAGGUGAAAUUAUGUAUUAGUACUUCUAGUCUCGUCCUGCCCACGCAUGAAAUAAAUUUGAAUAAUAGCAUUUCACUAUGAAUCAAGAAUAAAAUGUGCUGUUUGUCUCCUUCACAGAGAAGGGCCUUUCAUAGCUGUUAGAGGAGGAAUUGAUCUGUACAUCCAGUUACUACUUUUGCUUGUACAGACCUUGUAAUCAGCAUAGAAAUAGGGUGCUUCACUGCAAUGGACUAUAGCCUGACCCUCUACAACUACUUAGAAACUUCUCAUCUCAGUUUAGUUAGUCUGAGAUUAUUUUAAUCUAGUACACUGUAGAGAUCUUUAUUCAAGUCUCUUUUCCUCUUUACCCUCACCCUCUAGCUUUCCUUUAAUGGGAAGAAGGACCUACCUAGGGGAUGCGAACCACAGCUUUUUUUUAAUAUUAUCAACCUAUAAAAGGAGAAAUUUGGAUCUCUUAGGUAGAACUCUUUCUAUGGCUUUUUUUUUGUCUGUCUUAGGUGAUGAAAGACGAUGGUUUUGUGAUGUGACACAAUAUCCUGGCUGGCACAUACCAAUAUGAGCUCAUUGCUGGGAUGAUGGGAAUUGGCAGUUGUGAGGCUUUCCUAGAUAAGUGAGAGAAGGUACUUUUUGGUGAGGAACUUGAGUUUUUCACAACACUCCCCAGGCUCUGAUGGCCCUGUUAGGAGUGAAUCAUCAGGGUACCUCUAGAGCUCCUCUUGUCCAGGCUUCUCUUAAUAUCAAGAUACUAUUUGUGUUAUAAUGGAUUAAUGAUAAUGUCCUGAAAGACUUAAAAAAAAAAAAAAAAGCAGAGGGUGUCUGUUUACAGUGAAAUGGGGAAGCUGCACAGUUGUAUUUUGCUUUUUCCCUGUAGCAACGGAAGCCACUGGGUUUCCUGGGCUUUCCAAGGUCAUGGCCUGGAUUGCAGCCGACUGUUGAUCUGUAUAAAAGAAAUGUAAUCGAAUAAUCAUCAUAAUCUUUUCUCUUCUUUUCUGCUGCUCAGCUGCAAGCCAGUCCCCCCUCUUUCUCUCGCUGUCUCUGUCCCUGUCUUUGCUCACAGUGCUGAGCCUACAGCCAGACUUUGAGCUUCAUAGCUCAUUGUGUUGCUUUUGAGCUAGUCGAGUCUGAUCAUUCUCUCCACCGUAAUUUGCCUUCCAAUUUUCCCUUCCCAGUAGGAGUGCCUUACAGUACUGUAUAUUAGUGUCUAUCUUCCUGUUUUGGGCUUCUGAUUGAAUCUGCUGUUUGAUUAACUUGUAGGCUUAAAUUGAAACUCGCCCAUGGCUGUGCAUGCUCUUUUGCAGGGGCAGCUGAGUAAAUCAGUUUGCUUGUUCUGCCCUCAUGAAGUGAGCUCUACAGGCUGCACAUACCAGCUCUGAAGACACCAAGCUGCAUGGAAACCCCUCACUUUUGCUCAAUUUGGUGCCUUAAAUUUUCAAAAGUGAAGAAUUUUGUCAGGAAUGCUCUGCCAUGAUGCAGUGUGUUUGGCAUUGGAGCUCGAAACCCUUGCUGGUGGCAGUUUCCAUCUUGCUAGGAGUGGUGACCAUAAAAUUUGCUUACUGUCUGUGCUUUGAGAGGGAAAUAUGAGAAAGGAUAGCAUGGAGAUGGCGCUGGCUUUUAUUACCUAUAUUUUGGAGACUAGCUGGGCUUCUCUUCAGUCAGAAGAGCGGUUGCACUUAUGCAAGACCUUCAGGAGCUGUGCAUAUAUAAUAAUGGUAAGCACUGGACAUUAAAACAGUAUCAGGUCACAUGCAGUUUUGCUCCUCCUAGAACUACUGGCCAGCCCACACCACGUGGCAGGGGACUCCCAUACAGCGCUCCCUACCCACAUGCGCAGCUGGUUCCCUGAAGGCUAACCCAGUGAGGGCUUGGUCGGCGUUACCUUAGAGAGAGCGUUAACCUGCUUAAAGUUUAGCAUUAUUUGCUAAAGUAUGUGGCUAACUCUUCCAGCAUGUAUCAGCCCUGGGCACGUGUCCAUACUGACUGUGAUCUUUUAAGUCCACGUUUGACACCAGUAGCAGGAAUCCCGUUCGACAACGGCAGUGCUGUCACUGCAUUUUAGCAGUGUAGCAAGGAGACAGCCUGGAUGAUAAUGUGCAAAGUCCUUCUUUACUUGAAAACCCUGGUGUGCACAGACUGGUUUGGGUGAUAUCUUAAAAUGCCAAUUUCGUCCAAAUUCCUUUAGAGUGGCCAUUAAUCCAAAUCACAAAGAUGCCACUUGCGGGCAGCGUCAGAGAAAUCCAGGCCUGGAAAGCUAUCAGCUGUCUAGGACCAAAGUGUAUAAGGCCUCGUCUAUGUGCACAAGUGUCAGUGGCUCAAUUAUUUAUUUAUUCAUGUCUAAUCCACGUGUUAAACCAACAUGAAUCCUUGAAUAUACAGCAUUGUUUUAGUGGAAAAAGGAUUUGCUUCAGUUUUGCUUAUGCACUUGUCUACAAAGUCGAUCUUGCUUAAACUAAAGUGUGCUUUCAGACUGAUUUUUAAUGGCAUUGAUACCUGUGAUACCAGGUUAGCUUAUACCAGUUCCUUCUAUACUGGAGCUAAGAAAAAGUAAGAAUUCAUGAGCAAAAUGUGUGUUUGAAGGGUUUUAAGUGAUAAAGGCAGCUUCCAAACCAACUUUAGUUCAGUCGAGGCAGUUAGAAGCUGGGGGAAGCCAGGUGUGAGUAGCGGAGCGCAGUGGCUGAUGCUGUCCCUGGCCGCCUGGGCUUUCCUUCCCACUGGAGCAUCAGCUCACCUGCAGCACUUGCAAUGGAUUUUAGCAUCGCUGGCAGCGCACCCUGAGUUUUUGGAAAACCAUUAUGUGUGUGUGCUACUCUGUUAACUUAUUGGCAACAUCAUUAUGUGUGUUUCAUUGUUCUUGUGUUUGCAUUUUUUACUUUUGACAAGGAUUUUUUUAAAAUACUCUGCAACUACUAGGCCAUAGUCUUAAUUUAUUAUUGAUGUGUAAUAAUGUUAUAAUUUAAAUUCAAUGAGUUGAAUUGCUUGUUGACACUUGAGCAGGGUUUAUUUGGGUUCACUUGUGACAGCAUCAGAGCACCAGUCCCUUGUGUAUAAAGGCAAGACUCAAUAAACACUAAAAAAAAGUUA